AUGACGAGACUCCCCUUUCACGCCGACCACAUCGGCUCCCUCAUCCGGCCAGACUAUGUCUCGGAGCACCAGAAGCAGUUUGACCAAGGCAAAAUCACCGCCGAGGAGCUGCGCACAGUCCAGCAGUCCGCCAUCAAGGAGGCCGUCGACAAGCAGCUGCUCAACAACGUGCGAGCCCUCUCGUCGGGCGAGUUCGACCGCAAGUACUACUUCUCGGGCUUCUUCGAGAGGCUCGGCGGCUUCCGCGAGGUCAGCCCCGUGCCGUGGGAGCUCGCGCGCCUCUCCGCGCCGCCCAUUGCCGCGCUCAAGAAGUCGGGCCAGCAGUACCCCAUGGCCGCCGUCUGCGAGGGCAAGAUCACCUACGAGAGCAGCCCGUACCUGGACAACUGGCGGCUGCUGCGCGAUACCCUGCCGCCGGAGCAGUGGGCCGAGUGCAAGUUCACCAUGCCGCCGCCGUGCUACUUCCACCUGAGGCUGGCGCCCGGCAAGUGCUACAGCCCGGAGGCGUACGGCUCUGACGAAGACUUCUUUGCGGACCUGGCUGUGGCGUAUCAGAAGGAGAUCAGGACGCUGUACGGCGAGGGGCUGCGGAACCUCCAGAUCGACGACCCGACGUUGGCGUACUUUUGCUCAGAUGAAAUGGUGGAAUCGUUGCGCAAGGAGGGCGUGGAUCCGGAUGAGCUGUUUGAGCUUUAUCUGAAAGCCCACAACGACUGUAUCGCGGAUCGUCCUGAUGACAUGCAUGUUGGGCUUCACAUCUGCCGAGGCAACUUUUCAAAGUCUCUUCAUUUCAGCGAGGGAUCGUAUGAAAAGAUUGCCGAGCGUUUCUUCAAGGUCCUCAACUACGACACCUUCUUCCUCGAGUACGACAAUGAGAGGUCCGGCGGCUUCGAGCCCUUGCGCUUCCUGCCCAAGGGCAAGAACGUCGUCCUCGGCGUUGUGACCACCAAGGACCCUGCCCUCGAGGAUCCUCAGGAGAUCAAGCGGCGCGUCCUGGAAGCCGCAAGGAUCAUUGCAGACGGUCAACAGCGCAGCGUCGAGGAGGUCAUGGAGAACAUCGGCAUUAGCCCGCAGUGCGGCUUUGCCAGCGUGGCUGUUGGUGCCGAGGGCAUGACGGAGGAGAAGAUGUUUGCGAAGCUGAGGCUGGUGAGAGACGUUGCAAAGGAGCUUUGGCCUGAUCGGCCUUGA
This is a messenger RNA of Trichoderma reesei QM6a, 1188 nucleotides long. RefSeq lists its product as uncharacterized. The record is from RefSeq and is a predicted model, not a curated record. The coding region runs from base 1 to 1188 and encodes 395 amino acids. Lineage: Eukaryota; Fungi; Ascomycota; Sordariomycetes; Hypocreales; Hypocreaceae. Gene Ontology annotation, molecular function: 5-methyltetrahydropteroyltriglutamate-homocysteine S-methyltransferase activity; zinc ion binding. The transcript has 2 exons.